CAGGAGGGCUUUCACUUGGAUCCAUGGCUGGGUUCAGGGUUGAGCUGCUGUUUGUGGUGCUGACUGGGACUCUGCUGCUGGUUCCGGUCCGAGGGUGGGAGACAAUCAGCGAGACUCAACUCACAAAUUUCUACCAGACGGGACAGUGGAGUAAACCACAAAGCCUCACAAAGCCAGAUGACAGCAGCAUAUUUUAUGACUUUGAUGAGCAAAUUCCUGAGGAUGCGCUUCCUGACGUUGAAGGUGCUGCCACCAGCGACCAUGGAUUCCAGGUGGAAACGGACUCUGGACCGAGAGACUGGGCCAGUGGUACGGACAGUGGAUUCCACAUGGAGUUUGUAGAUGCCCCUCCAAGAACCUGGUCUGGUCAGAGUUCAAGUGAGCUCAGCGUGGUUUGCAGUGAAGUUGGCUUCCAGAUUAAACUGCCGACGGGUCCAUUAAGUGAAGUUAAGGUUUUGGGUUCGAAGGAUCUGCUGUCUGUCACGACUGCACCAGCAUCUUGUGGUUAUGAAGUGAACUCUUUCAAGAACACAUUGACUGUACCCUUUACUGGGUGCAAUGUGAAACUUGUAGGUAGCUGUAAAACGGACAGCUACAGCCUGCAGUUGUUGUAUGUCGAUAACUUUGGUGCAACACAAGUUGCCACCGCAUCCUGUGACGUGAAGAAAGUAAAGUCAGACGGUAAACUGUUCCCUCGUGGCAAUGGUCAACCCACACUGAAGUGCAGUGACCCAACCACUGCGCCACCAACACCGUCAAACUCUCAAAACUGUGCUGUGACUGUGGGGGAGCGGGUGCAGUGUGGUCACUGGGGAAUGUCUUCCUCAGCCUGUGAGAUGAUGGGAUGCUGUGUGGAUCUUUCUAAAUCUGCCUGCUACUACCCGCUGGAUGAGUGCACUGCAGAUCAACACCUUGUUUUCGCCAUUCGAUACAACUCUGCAUCCAUCCCUGUGGACCCCACCAAGCUCGUUACUCCUGGGUUUACAAACUGUAAACCAGUCAUUGUUAAUGACCAGGUCGCCAUCUUUAAGUUCAAAGUUACAGAAUGUGGAACUCGUGCUUAUACCGUUGGUGAGACGACCAUCUACCUGGCUGAAGUGCAGAGUGUUGUACAAGCUCUGAACCUCAAGUAUGGAGUAAUUACAAGAAGUGAUCCACUCAGGUUCAUGAUUGAAUGCCGCUACGGCAAACAGGGCUCCAGUCAGCAGUCACUGGCCAGUGUUGGUUACAUGGUGAUGACUCCAACUUCUACCUUGCCCUCAUCAGUUGUCGCCAGUGGCUUAUAUGGCGUUGAAUUGAGAAUUGCUACAGAUCAGACGUAUUCCAGCUACUUGCCCACGUACCAUCAGCCCUUGAGACUUCUCCUUGGCAAACCAGUGCAUCUUGAACUGCUCCUAAAGUCUCCAAAACCAGACGCAGUUAUUCUUGUCAACUACUGUAUAGCUUACCCGCGCUCUGCAAAGAACGCACUGGUGCUCGUUUAUGAAGGGUGUCGCAACCCUUAUGAUCCAAAUGUGUCCAUCCUUCAAAUCAGUGACCUUCCAAAAAAUCGCUUUGUAAGGCGUUUUGUGGUCAAGGCCUUUCAGUUCAUGGAUCAAACAACAAACCAGUACCUUGAUGAAGAAAUCUAUUUCAUGUGCUCUACAGAAGUUUGUCGGACGGCAGAAAAGACGUGUCAAGAACGAUGCUUUGACGGAAAGGCACCGUAAGGAUUUGCAACUGCAGCGUAAAGGAAAAAUGAAUUGCAAAUAAUAAACAUUUUAACACUGUA
This is a messenger RNA of Dicentrarchus labrax (European seabass), 1771 nucleotides long. RefSeq names its product zona pellucida sperm-binding protein 4-like. Gene Ontology annotation, biological process: binding of sperm to zona pellucida; prevention of polyspermy. The record is from RefSeq and is a predicted model, not a curated record. Bases 24 to 1709 code for a protein of 561 amino acids. Gene Ontology annotation, molecular function: structural constituent of egg coat; acrosin binding. The transcript is spliced from 12 exons. Gene Ontology annotation, cellular component: egg coat. Lineage: Eukaryota; Metazoa; Chordata; Actinopteri; Moronidae.